UGGCGUAGGCCAGUGGCUACAGCUCCAAUUUGACCCCUAGCUUGGGAACCUCCAUAUGCCGCGGGAGCGGCCCAAAGAAAUAGCAAAAAGACAAAAAAUAAAAAAAUAAAAUGGCCAUUCAUAUUUGUGUGCACUUCAGUAUACCCCAACAGUGACUACAUAUUUCCUAUGAAUACUGACUUUAGGAAAGUGUCAUCACAGUGAAACACAGUUUGUGAGCUUCAUGUACAAAUAUGAUGGCUUUUAAAAAUAACAGCAAGCCAAUUAUAUAUGCUUAAUAAAUGUUUGCUACAUGUUCACAUUCCAGUAGUGAAUUUUAAAACAGCUUUCAAUGAGUCAUUAAUGCUAACCUUCUCUCACCAAUAUAGUAUCCUUGCCAAUAAGUGAAACUAUUAAAUAUCACUCCACUUUUCUUCUAAACGGAAAACAUGCAUGUUCACCCUUAACUCUGUUACAGAAUAUAAACUGCUUGAGAGUACGUGUUUUCUCCUUGUCUUUGUCUAAUAAUUUAAAAGUUCAAAGGUAAAAUCCAAAUUAUAGUCUUCAAAUUCCUCCUCCUUCUAUACGUGUGAUACCUGCCAAGAGCUAACUAAGUUAUUAGUAGCAGGUACUAGGUAAUGUAAGAUUUUCCCUUCCAGUGCUGUGUGUGCACCUUUUAACUUUAUUAAUCAUUUACUGUCACAAUUUAACACACAUUUUGGCUUUUUGUUGGUUAUAUUUAUAGCAUUUUAUGACAAAAAUCCCUCUUUUCAAGUUCCUAUCAAAGUCAGACAAAUACUGGAGUGAAAACUGAAAUGGAACUGGACUGAACUAAAUUAUACUUUGCUGUGUUUUUAAUCCAAAUAACUGAACUAUCAUGGUUCUUUUGGAUGACUACAAUCAGGGCAGGAAGUGCAGGGUCCACUAACUGUUUUGCAUUCCCAGGUAUUUACCCUCUCUUCCUCCAUUCUUUGUCGGGAGAACUGCUCCUUCUGCCAUUCUCAUGCCCGCCACAUAGUUUUAGUUGGUGCAGUGGAUUUUUUCAAUAAUCCCAUCUGCACAGUCCCAGAGACGGUACACUGGGAUGGGCCCUGUCCAUGCUGACAGGUCAUAACUUUUCCCUGGAAAGUAUAUAUUUGACUCCUUUGGCUUUAUUGCCUCCUUCGUUCAUGUCUGCAGAAAGACACCGCCUGAUUUCAGAGCCUACAUUGCUUUCUAAUAAAACAAAUGGCCAUUUCCUCUCAAUUUUACUGGGCUAUCCACAUGAAUUUAUGAAGGGAAAAAAAUUCCCGACGGUUAUGUAUCCAGAGACUGAGAAUAAAUCACGUUUUCCUGGAAGUUACAGGCACUUGGCAAUUUGUUUGGGAGUAGAAACUGGAUUUAAAAAUUUAUAACUUGUAACAUGAUAGAACAAAUUGGCAUUUUUGUAAUAGAAUGUAAGCUCCCCGGAGCAAGGAUUUUUGUGUUUAAUUUAUCAUUUUACUCUGAGAAGCUAGAAAAAUUCCUGCACAGAGAAAUACUUACUAAAAUGAAUAAAUGAAUUUGUUUUGAGCCCAGUUUUGUCUACUGAACUUGUACCUUUAUAGGGAAGAUGAAUAUAAAUAGGUAUUACUUUGCUCUCACGACAAUUGUUACCCACCUGAACAAGACUGUAUCAUAUGUGAGGGGGAAAGGAGUUUAUAAUACUCUAUGACCCAAAAGGUGUUCGGUACAGUUUAGCUAUUACUUCAUUCUUUGAAAUGAACACUACCUGAAAUUGUAAAGCAGAACGCUUGGUGGCGCUGCAGGCUAAGAGAGUGAAAAACUGUCUCUGCAGAUUCCUAGGCUCCGCAAAAGCUGAUCCGUUUCUGGCAGCGCACAAAGGAAACGUUUGCAUUGCUGGGUAUGGAAGGUUUCGGAGAGGUAGCUCUCUCCCUAUUAGUUACUGUUAAGAAGAGCUAACUCAAGACUGCUGAACUAAGAGAGCAGAGUUGGCUGCAGAGCAAUUAUUUUGUGAUUAAGUACUGCAUCUUUGGGACCCAGAGGAACGAUGGAGACGCUGCUACCCAAAGCGACGCAGAAAAGGCAAGUGACCGCCAUUCUUCUUCUAUUUCUGUUGUGGGAGGCGGGCGGUGCGACCAUUAAGUAUUCCGUUCUAGAAGAAAGGGACAGCGGCUCAGUUGUGGCCAACCUAGCAGAAGAUCUGGGGUUGGGCUUAGGGGAGCUGGCCGCGCGGGGCGCCCGGAUUCUUUCCAAAGGGAAUAAACAGCAUUUGCAGCUCGAGCAGAAGAGCGGGAAUUUGCUCCUAAAAGAAAAACUGGACCGGGAAGAGCUGUGCGGUGACACAGAUCCAUGUAUACUGCCUUUCCAGCUGUUACUGAAAAACCCGGUGCAGUUUAUUCAGGGCGAAUUACAGCUCCAAGACGUAAAUGAUCACGCCCCAGACUUUUUGGAAAACGAAAUCCUCCUGAAAAUCUCGGAAAGCAGCCAACCAGGGACAGCAUUUCCUUUGAAAAUAGCUCAAGAUUUAGAUGUGGGCAGUAACACAGUUCAGAACUACACAAUUAGCACCAACUUCCAUUUUCACCUUUUCACUCGAAAUCACAGCAAUGGCAGGAAAUACCCAGAGCUGGUGCUGGACAAAGAGCUGGACCAUGAGGAGCAGCCAGAGCUCAGGUUAACUCUCACGGCGCUGGAUGGUGGAUCGCCACCCAAGUCUGGGACGUCCCAGGUUCUCAUCAUGGUCCUGGACAUAAAUGACAACACCCCUGAAUUUGUUCAGCAGUUUUACAAGGUGCAGGUCCCAGAGAACAGACCCAUAGGCUCCCUCGUCAUCACAGUCUCUGCUAGGGAUUUGGAUGCUGGAACUUACGGAGAGCUCUCCUACUCAUUUUUCCAAUCCUCAAAUCAGGUCAUUCAGACCUUCGAAGUCAACACAGUCACAGGGGAUAUUCGAUUAAAAAAAAUGUUGGAUUUUGAGGAAAUUCAAUCUUACGAUAUGGAAAUUGAGGCCUCAGAUGGCGGGGGUCUUACAGGAAAAUGCACCGUAGUCAUAGAAGUGACGGAUGUAAAUGACAAUGCUCCUGAAUUGACUAUGUCGUUACUCAUCAAUGAUAUCCCAGAAAACACCCCCGACACUGUCGUCGCUGUAUUCGGAAUUUCAGACCCAGACGCUGGAGACAAUGGCAAAAUGCUGUGCUCCAUUCAAGACCAUCUUCCCUUCCUUCUGAAACGUACUGUAGAAAACUUCUACACCCUGGUAACACAAGGAGCGCUGGACCGAGAGGAAAGAGCCGAGUACAACAUCACCAUCAGCGUCAGCGACCUGGGGACCCCCCGGCGGCACACCCAGCACAACCUGACGGUGCGCGUGGCCGACGUCAACGACAACGCGCCCGCCUUCAGCCAGCCCGCCUACACCCUGCGGGUCCGCGAGAACAACAGCCCCGCCCUGCACAUCGGCACCGUCCGCGCCACCGACGCCGACGCGGGCGCCAACGCCCAGCUCACCUACUCGCUGCUGCCGCCCUCCGACCCGCACCUGCCCCUCGCCUCGCUCGUGGCCAUCAACCCCGACACCGGCCAGCUCUUCGCCCUGCGCGCCCUCGACUACGAGGCCCUGCGCGCCUUCGACUUCCAGGUGCGCGCCGCCGACCGCGGCGCGCCCGCGCUCAGCAGCCAGGCGCGGGUGCGCGUGCUCGUGGCCGACGCCAACGACCACGCGCCCGUCGUGCUCUACCCGCCGCCCAACGCCUCGGCGCCCUGCACCGAGCUGCUGCCCCGGGCGGCCGAGCCGGGCUACCUGCUCGCCAAGGUGGUGGCGGUGGACGGCGACGCGGGCCAGAACGCCUGGCUGUCCUACCGGCUGCUGCAGGCCACCGAGCCCGGGCUCUUCGGCGUGGGCGCGCACAGCGGCGAGGUGCGCACGGCCCGGCCGCUGAGCGAGCGCGACGCGCCCCGGCAGCGGCUGCUGCUGCUGGUGCGGGACCACGGCGAGCCGCCGCUCUCGGCCAGCGUCCCGCUGCACGUGCUGCUGGUGGACGGCUUCUCGCAGCCCUACCUGCCGCCGCCCGAGGCCCCCGGCCGGGCGCCGGGCGCCGGCGCCGGCGCGGACGAGCCGCUCACCGUCGCCCUGGUGGGGGCGCUGGCGUGCGUGUCGGCGCUGCUGGUGGGGGCGCUGCUGGCCUUGGCGGCGGGGCGGCUGUGCCGGCGGGGCGGGGCGGCCUCGGCGGGGGGCUGCGCGGGGCCCGCGGAGGGCGGCGUCCCGGGCCAGCUGCUGGACGUGGGCGGCACGGGCACCCUGGCCCACGGCUACCGCUACGAGGUGUGUCUGGCGGGGGGCACUGGGACCAGCGAGUUCAAGUUUCUCAAACCUGUUGUUCCCAAUUUCAUGAGUGAAGGGCCUGGUAGGGACAUGGAGGAAAACUCUGACUUAAGAAAUCAUUUUGGAUUCAGUUAGGAAUCUCAUUUAACAAGACAUGAUUGAUUAAUGUCAUAUUCACUAAGGUAUUAAUUUCCAACCCUUACAUUCCCAUAUAGAGCUUAUAUAUUCACACACUCGUAAGUAUUGACAUAAUAAUAGUUUGAAAUAUUUUACAUUCCAAAACUCUAGGUGUUUUGUAUUGUUGCUGUUUUGUCAUCUUUUAAAAGCCCUUCACAUGUUGCAUGUGAGCUGAAACAUUCAGCAAAGAAAGGGUGUGUCUCAGGAGUUUGGCGGGUCCGGUUUUGGAAGUCACAAAUGUUUUCGGGUUCCUGAUAUUUGGCCUUGUUCACUGACAUCUUAUGAUUAUGCUUUAUGAUUAUCAUAGCAUGUUUAACUAUUGUAAAUGAUGGUUCUUAGUUUUAAAAAUUUUUUCACUUAUGGAUAAAAUUUUUGACCUCAUAAAUUGUUGGAUUUCCAUAGUGCUGUUUCAAAUAGACUAUUGUCUUUCCUUAAAUGAACUAAGAUUUUA
This is a messenger RNA of Sus scrofa (pig), 4910 nucleotides long. RefSeq names its product protocadherin beta-17-like. Gene Ontology annotation, biological process: homophilic cell-cell adhesion. Gene Ontology annotation, cellular component: plasma membrane. The record is from RefSeq and is a predicted model, not a curated record. Lineage: Eukaryota; Metazoa; Chordata; Mammalia; Artiodactyla; Suidae. Gene Ontology annotation, molecular function: calcium ion binding.